UCUCGACCAAUCAGAAGUUAACCAACUGGAACUUGUCAGCGUUCUGCCCAGACACUUCGUUUACAGUAAUUGCUCUGUUUCUACACGGAGUCUUCGGAAACUAGACAACAUAACAACGAAACUGGAUUAACGGACGGUUGUCUUGACAGUUGUGACGGGACACGUCCCCAGUCCCCUCCUGUCCCAUCAUGCCUCUGGUGACGAGGAACAUCGAGCCGCGUCAUGUGUGUCGCCAGACUCUCCCCAACACCAUCCGCAGUGAGCUGGAAUGUGUGACCAACAUCAGCCUUGCCAACAUCAUCCGACAGCUCGGCAGUCUUAGUAAAUAUGCAGAGGACGUGUUUGGCGAGCUGUUUGUCCAGGCCGGGGCGUUCGCCCUCCGAGUCAACACGCUGGGGGAGAGAGUGGACCGCCUGCAGGUUAAAGUCACACAGCUGGACCCAAAAGAGGAAGAGGUGUCCCUGCAGGCCAUCACCACCAGGAAGGCCUUCCGCAGUAACCUCAUGCAGGACCAGCAGCUGUUCAUCAGGACGUCCCUGCCCAUGCCCAUACAGGAAACCUACCUGACCUGCAACGAGCCCCCACCUCUCAACAUACUCAGCCAGUACAGAGACGAUGGGAAGGAGGCUCUGAAGUUCUACACAGACUCCUCCUACUUCUUCGAACUGUGGAAGGAGAAGAUGCUGCAGGACACCAAAGACAUCAUGAAGGAGAGACGCAAGCACAGGAAGGAGAAGAAGGACAACAUGAACCCCCGGACCCUGAACCCACGGAAGAUCAAAACCAGGAAGGACGAGUGGGAACGCCGCAAGAUGGGGGAGGAGUUUGUGGUGCCUAAACACGACCUGGGGAACUCUCAGGAGGGCCUGAACGGCAGUAUAGGGUCUGGAGAGGACUUUAAUUCUGACUGUCUGGAAUUGAGCACAGGCUCCUACGCCUUCGAGCCAGGCUCCCCCCUCCCUCCCCCUGCUCCGGACGACUUCCUGCCCCCCCCACCGCCCGACACAGGGUAUUCUGACGCAGCGUCAACCCAGAAGCGUGGCAGCUUGCUAAGCCCCACCCACCCACCGCCGGCCCCUCCCAUGGCAUCGUCUCUUGCUGGCUCCCGGCCCAACCUCGCCCCUCCCCCUGCCCCUCCUCCUCCACCUCCCUCUGGCUUCGGACCCCCGCCCCCUCCCCCUUUCUUUGACUCCCCUCCCUCCCCCCCUCCCAUCUCCUCUUCCUACCCCUCCCCCCCUGCCCCUCCAGCCCUUCCCUCCAUGGGCUCACCCCCUCCUCCUCCCUCUCUGCCCCAAGGUGGCGGCCCCCCACCUCCACCUCCUCCCCCGCCCCCCCCAGGUCCCCCUCCUCCCUCUUCGGGGCCCCCUGCACCCACUCCUGCCUCCAUUGGCUCUGCCGUCCCCAAAGCCGAGGAAGAGCCUGAAGGCGGUCGCAGUGACCUGCUCCAGGCCAUCCGACAAGGCUUCAACCUCCGUAAGGUGGAGGAGCAGCGCGAGCAGGAAAAGAGAGGCAACAACGACGGGGGCAAUGACGUGGCGGCCAUCUUGUCCCGCCGCAUCGCCGUGGAGUGCAGCGACAGCGAGGACGACUCCUCGGAGUUCGACGAUGACGAGUGGUCCGAGUGAGCACUACUUCCACUUCUUUUUCUUCUUCACCGCCACCAUAGUCUUCCUCCACCUCAUUCACAAAGAAAAACAUCCCCCCCCAACUUGUUGCGCUGUUGUUUCCAGGGAGUUAUGGAGUAGAGGCCAAAGGUUAUGUGUGAGUUUAGUGUGUGUGUCUCUCCCUACUUUCCCAACCAAUCACAGGCCCUAGACGAUUUGAUUCCAUUUGUCUGAGAUGUCAAUUUUAGUGUAGAGGCCUAAAGACAGGAGCGAGUGCUGUUCUUUAUUGUAUUUCAUUAGCGUUUCCAUACCUUACCUGGGCCGAUGCACAGUCAAGAUGGGGCAUGCAUGAAUUUACAUAGGAUGUGUGUGUAUGUUAAUAAUGUUUAUAUAUAUAUAUAUAUAUAUAUGUGUGUGUGUGUGUGGGUGCCUGUAUGAAUUGUUCAGUUACUUCUGGGUGACAUCACAUUCACUUAGAAAUGCUAGUGGUUAGUCAUAUGCUACUGUACAAUUUUUCAUAUCAUGAGCUUAUUUCACUGAGAGUGAGGGAGCUCAUACAAGCAUGUACACACAUAUACACACAAUCCCUAAUAUUAUUAUUUGCAGAGUAAAAAUGCAGAUGUAAAUGCAGUUCCAUGUAUUGAUAUAGAUUCAUACAAAACAUGCUUGCGCACACACACAUCAUGUACAAAAUACAUUUACUGAAGAUGGUGUUAUUGAUCAUGAUCUGUAUUAUCUAUUUAAUCCUGCAUACUGCAAUCUGUUUAAGACCAAGAGCUUACACUUUCAUUUUCCUCUUUCCUUCCUUCCUUAAAAAAAAAAAAAUGGUUGUCAUGGGAACUGUUGCCUUAGUCACUGAGGGACUCAUUCCACAGCGGGGCUACGUUCAGAAUGGCCAAUCGUUCAGAACGUCUACGUCCCCUGGCAGCCAUUAUACGCCCUAGCCAAUGAGCUGGUCCCUGUGAUGCCAAAGCCCCUCCCCUUCUUAAGUGCCUUUUGUUUCUUGCAUAGCUUUGGGCCAAAGUUGCCUUAAAUCACAGAUCUGAGAUCAGCUAACCUUUACCAAAUCACAGGUCUGAGAUCAACUAACCUUUACCAAAUCACAGGUCUGAGAUCAACUAACCUUUACCAAAUCACAGGUCUGAGAUCAACUAACCUUUACCAAAUAGCAAACAGUCAUCGGUGGGCCAAACAAACUGUGUCUUAAGGAGUAAUUAUUCUUGCAGUGUCCUUUUAUUUUAAAUCCAAAGUUUGCCUUGGUUGUAUCAGCUGUUAAAAGUGUGUACCUAUCCAAUGAUGUGCCUCUCCUGUGUCCUUUCUAAAUGAUAAUUAGUACAAUAAAGAUCAAACACAAUGAA
Messenger RNA from Osmerus eperlanus (European smelt), 2962 nucleotides. It is a transcript of the gene wasf2, whose product is annotated as WASP family member 2. Gene Ontology annotation, biological process: actin cytoskeleton organization; positive regulation of Arp2/3 complex-mediated actin nucleation. The transcript is spliced from 9 exons. Bases 189 to 1625 code for a protein of 478 amino acids. Gene Ontology annotation, molecular function: protein kinase A regulatory subunit binding; Arp2/3 complex binding; actin binding. Lineage: Eukaryota; Metazoa; Chordata; Actinopteri; Osmeriformes; Osmeridae. The record is from RefSeq and is a predicted model, not a curated record. Gene Ontology annotation, cellular component: SCAR complex; cytoskeleton; lamellipodium.